Messenger RNA from Toxotes jaculatrix (banded archerfish), 7163 nucleotides. It is a transcript of the gene golga4, whose product is annotated as golgin A4. Gene Ontology annotation, cellular component: Golgi apparatus. The transcript has 25 exons. Gene Ontology annotation, molecular function: small GTPase binding. Lineage: Eukaryota; Metazoa; Chordata; Actinopteri; Toxotidae. Gene Ontology annotation, biological process: Golgi vesicle transport. Bases 136 to 6501 code for a protein of 2121 amino acids. The record is from RefSeq and is a predicted model, not a curated record.
CACCUGCUGGGGAUCAGGAGCGAACAAGGAAGUCUGGCACUGAGGACUGGAUGUUAGGCUGAACUGAAACAAAAUACAUCUCCGUCGGGUAGUAGUCAUCUGCUCGUCAGUUUCUAGCUACGUCGGCGUGACAAGAUGUUUAAAAAACUGAAGCAGAAGAUAAACGAGGAGCAGUCACCGCAGAGGAAUGCGCAGUCACCACAGCAGGCCCAGGUGGGCUCUAGCGACCGGCGCAGCAGCCAAACCCCUCCACUUCAUCACGAUGGCUCACCCUCUCCCAGCGACAGAGAGAUGCUGGCUGGGAUGAUAGCAGAGCCCGCUUUUCUCUCUGAGUAUACUAUCUUUGCUCUGGACCAUUCAAAACGACCCAAAACGGCCCAGGUAGCCAGUGUGGGUGCCUCUAAAGGACCAGCCAGGUCGCCCAGUGGUAGCAUCAAUGGCGAAGGGAUUGCUUCUCCUCAUAAAGAAGAGCCGCAGUCAUUCGCCCAGAAACUGCAGCUAAAAGUUCCAUCAGUGGAGUCGCUGAUCCGCAGCGGGGCCAGUCGGGCAGAGAACCUGUUUCGCUCUCCCUCUAAAGAGAACCUGGUCCGAAGCUCAUCACGUGACUCCCUGACGCCUCUGGGAGAAAACGAGUCCACGGGCGCCCCCUCGUAUGAUCCCCCCUCAGAUAUUGAGAGCGAGGCUGAGGAGCCACCAGGAAGUGUGGAGUCCCUUUCCAAAGAGCAGCUGUUGCACCGAUUGCUUCGAGUGGAGAGGAGUCUGGGAAAGUACAGAGGGAAGUAUUCGGAGCUGGUUAUUGCGUACCGAACAGUACAACGAGAUAAAGAAAAAACACAGGCCAUCCUCAGUCAGAGUCAAGACAAAGCUCUCCGCAGGAUAGGGGAGCUGCGGGAGGAGCUUCAAAUGGACCAGCAGGCCAAGAAACACCUACAGGAUGAGUUUGAUGCUGCGCUGGAGGAGAAAGACCAGAUGAUCACUGUCCUCCAAACACAGGUUGCUCUGUUGAAGAAACGAGCCAAGGGUGUCUCUGAUGGUGCUCUGCCACCUGAAGGUGAAGUCCCUCAGUCUGCAGAUACUGAAGACUCUACUUCUGCUGCACAAAGUCCUUCUAAGGAGCAAGGAGGGGAGCCUGAGGUCACGGAGGUAGAGGGCAACAGUGAUCCGACCAAGCUUAUGGAGGCUCUGCAAAAACGAGUGAAGAGGCAGGAAAACCUUCUGCAGAAGUGCAAAGAAGUAAUGCGCACGCACAAGGAGCGGAGCGCCCAGCUGGGCAGUGAGAAUGAAACUCUGCAGGAGCAGCUGCAGGAGAGACUGCAGGAGCUGGAGAAGAUGAAGGAAUUGCAUACAACAGAAAAGACUAAGUUGAUCACUCAGCUGCGGGACGCCAAGAACCUUAUUGAACAGCUGGAGCAGGACAAGGGAAUGGUCAUUGCUGAGACAAAGCGCCAGAUGCAUGAGACCCUGGAAAUGAAAGAAGAGGAGAUUGCUCAGCUACGCUCCAGGCUCCAGCAGGCUACUGCCCAGAAAGAAGAAUUACAAGAACAGAAAGAAAAGGCAGAGAAAUCAGCAUUUGAAGAACUUGAAAGGGCGCUGGGUGUAGCUCAGAGGGCGGAGGAGGCCCGAAAGCAGCUGCAGGUUCAGCUGGAGGAGCAAGUGAAAGAAGUCGAAAGGGCCAGUGAGGAGGAGAGGAAGAGUCUGCAGCAGGAACUGACACGAGUCAAACAGGAGGUGGUCACUAUCAUGAAGAAAUCAUCGGAGGAUACGGUGGCUGAUUUAGAAAAACUCCACAGUGAAGCUCUGGCUGCUAAAGAAGCUGAGAUAAGUGCCAGAAUCAACAAAGCUGUGGAGCAAUGCAAAGAGGAGUUUGCACAGUUAGACAAGGAACGAGAACAGCAGGCCUCCCUGGCUCUGGAGGACGCGGAGUUGCAGAAGACAGCACUGAGGACGGAAGCUGACAACAAGGUUAAAGAGAUACACCUGGAGCUGGAAACUGCAAGGACUAGAAUAUUGGAGCUGGAGAGCUCUCUGGAGAAGAUCUCACAAGACGGAUCAAGUCUGUCCCAUGAACUUUCCAGUCAGCUGGAUGAGCUGAAGGAUAAACACAAAGCGCAAAUCUCUGCAUUAGAGGAAAAGCACCAGGAGCAGCUGGAAAAGCACAAGGGCACCCUUACCCAGGAGCAGAAUGCAGCAUUUGAGGAGCUCAAGGAAAAACACAAAGCUGAAGUGGAGAGUCUUCUAAAGGACAAAGAGCUGCAGUUCCAAGCACAUGUUGAGGACAUGAACCAGAAGACAUUAGAGAAACUGGAUGGAAAGCAGGCAGAGCUAGAGGCUCUUUCCUCUGAACUCUCUGAGGCUUUGACGAGUAAACAGCUUUUGGAGGAGAAAUUGGUGGCUGCUGAAAAUGCUCAAAAGGAGCACGAGAAGAUGUUUCAGGAUCAGGUGGCUAAGCACAACGUAGAGCUCGCGAAGAUCAAACAGGAACACGAGCAGUCACUUGGAGGCAUAGAGAAAACUCUGAAGCAGGAACUAAAUGCGUUGAAAAUUGUUCUGAGGGAAAAGGAAAAGGAAAUUGAAGAACAUAUCCGUAGAGAAAAAACACUACAAGAGGAAUCACAUUCGACUCUACAAGAACUAAAUGUCAAGAUUAAGGAACUAGAGGAGCUGCAGCAGAAUUUAUCACAAUCCCAGUUGGAAAAUGGGAGCCUAAAGGAGUCCAGUGCUCAGUUAAGUAAGAUCUCGGGGGAUCUUGAUCAAUGUAAGGCGGAUUUGGCAGAUUUAGAGCGUCAGUUGGAAGCUGAAAAGAAUGAUUGUCAGCAAAAAGAGAAGUCGCUCCAAGAGCUAGAGCAACAGUUACAGCAGACCAAAAAGGAGCUCUCAGAGCAGGAGAAGUCAUUUACUGCAGAACUGAACACUAAGCAGGAAGAACAAACACGCCUCAAGAAACAGCUGGACGAUGAAAAAGCUGCCCAAGAGAAGAAGAUGAAAAACACUAUAACUGAGCUGGAAACUAAGCUGAAAACGCAGGAAACAAAAAUGGAAAAGUUCAAGCAGAAGGCCAAAGAUAUGCAGGAGAAUUUUAAGAAAAAGCUGCAGCAGAACGAAGAGACCAUGAAGAAAGAGCUUGCAAAGAAGGAGGCAGAGCUUCAACAGAAAGAGCAACAAGUUCAAGAGAAGAUUCUUGAGAUGGCCCAAAAAAGCUCCCAAGGCCUCAGCAGUGCAAUGUCAGAGCUGCAGGCCAACCAUAAGGAAGAGGUGGAGAAGCUACAUGACACCCAUAAACACGAGACUGAGGAGCUGGAGCGUCGUUGGCAGGAGAAGCUAGGACAGCAGGAAGAGGAAAUAAUGGAGAAACACUCACUCAUAUUGCAGGAGAAGACACAGGAACUGGAGGAGUUAUCUCUGCAACUUGGCAGGAGCAGAGAGGAGAAGGACCAAGUAAUGUGUGAAAUAAAGGAUUUAAAGGAGGACCUAGCAAUUCGAGAAACCACUGUGCAGAAGCUGCAGGAAGAGCUUAACGAGGCAGCGGUGAAGCUGGAGGGUUUGUCUCUGGGUGAAGCACUGCUGAAAGAACAAAUGGAAUCAGUGGAGAGGAACCUUAACCAGGCGAUGAAUGAGAAAAAUGCCCUCCAGGACAAACUGAUCACGACAGAGGAAGAGAGCAGGGAGAAGCUAAAGACUUUGUCCGAUCAGCUGGAGGAAACGGAGAGGCAGCUUAAAGCACUGGAAGGCUCCAGAUGUAAGGAAAGCGAGGACUUGCAGAGUAGAUUUGAGGAAACUGCCAAUCAGCUACAAGCCAAGGAAGCAGAGUUCCAGCAGCAAUUAAUUAUGAUCAGCAACCAAAUGGAGCAUUACUGCAAGGAGGUUCAGUCUAAAUUGGAGUGUGGAUCUAAUGAGCUCAGUCACAGAGUUGAAUGUAGGGUGAAAGACCUGAAAGAUAGACUGCUCUGUAGUCAGAAGAAGGUUGGGCAUCUCAAAAACAUCAUCCUUUCUAAAGCAGAGAGAAUUUGCACUUUAGAGGAGACUCUCCACCAGCAGACGGAGGAGAAUAAGAAUCUAUGCAUUUCAUUAGAACAGGUGACUGCUCAGGUAAAUGCUCAUUCGGAGCAUAUCAAAGCCUUAACACACGAGAAGGAGAAUGGUUCUCAGUCUAUCAGUGAAAAGGUUCAGAAAAUUGAGGAGCUGAGCGAAGCAAACAGAAUCAUAUCAGAGAGCAUGAAAGCAAACGAGACGCAUAUCAGCGACUUGGAAGGUGUGAUCAGUGACUUGAAGAAUCAGCUAGCAAGUAGCAUAAAAGAGAAGGAGGAAGCCAUAAAUCAGCUGAACCAGCAGUAUGAAGAGCAGAGACAGCAGGCUGCCGUUCAAAUGAAGGAGACCAUUGAGAGAUUAGAGCAGGAGAGAAAGACUGCAUUAGAGCAGGCAGAUGCACUCAGGAACAGUCUAUCUGAGUAUGAGAGCAAGGCAGAGACAAAGUUCGCCCAGAAAGACAACACUAUUACGUCUCUGCAGACCAGCCUCGAAGAGCUGCAGCGUGAAAUCUCUGAGAAGAAUGAAGCUCUGCAAAGGCUGACGGCGAGUAUUGACAAUCAGUCCAUCAGCAAGUCUGAGAUGGACCAGGCGUUGAGUGAGAAAGAGCAGAAAGUCAGCGGGCUGACCUCGGAGCUGGAGAGUUGCGUGAGCCGACUCGGUGAGAUUCAGGAGCAGUUAGCCUUAAAGACUCAAGAGUGCGAGCAACUCGCAGCUGACCUCAAACAGCAGCACAGCAUCAGGGAGAGUGAAAAAAGAGAGCUGGUAGAGCAGCUGCAGCAGACCCAGAUGCAGUGCGUUCAGAAUGGUAACUCAGAGCAGGAGAUGGUAGGAAAACUACACUCCCUCGAGGAAGACAACCAAAAGUGUAAACGUGCGCUUGAAAGUCAAAGGGAGGAAUUUGAGAGGAUGAAAGAUGAGAUUAUCAAGAGCAAGGACGAGAGUCUGAAGGCGACCGAAGAGAGGUUGUCAGCGGAGAGCACUCGGAAAGUAUCAGAGCUGAAGAAGAAAGCUGAGCAGAAAAUCAGUCAGAUUAAAAAACAGCUGACCUCUCAGCUUGAGGAAAAAGAGCAGACGAUCAAGGAUCUUCAGACUAGCUUGGAGGAAAUCAAGAGCAGUGAAACAUCCAGGAAACAGCACAUGGAAACGCUAGAGGAGAGAACAAAAACACUUGAGCAAGCUCUUGUCCAUCUUAAAGAGGAGCAGGAGACACAGCUCGAGCAGAUUCUGAGUAAUGAGAGGCUUGAGAAAGAAAAGUCUUUAGAAGAACUGAAAAACACGUAUGAAGAGAAGCUGGCCUUACUUACAGCACAACAAGGGGAGCUCAAGGAAACGGAAUCGGUGCUACACGAAAUCGAGGCAAAGCUAAGAGAAGCAGAAGAGCAGAAUGGAAACCUUGUUGCAGAGAUAGGCCGUCUGAAAGAAGAAAUACGUGAGAAGGAAGCCCAGCUUGAUCAGCACCAAGUAUCCAUUAAGCAGGUCCAAAAUCUGUCAGAGCUCGAGGUUGAGACAAAGGUGGAGUGUAGUACCGUGCAGCAAAACAAGAGCGUGAUGGAAAACGAGAUGGAAAACCACACGCCGCUGCAAGAAGUGGACGGCGAUUCUCCGGAGUCGCUAAAGAUGAAACUGAGUCAGGUGAUGCACGAGAAAGAGAAAAUUCACAAGGACUUCGUGAGGUUACAGAAAGACAUCCGAUUACUGAGGAAGGAGCAUGUGCAGGACCUAGACUACAUGAAGAAGGAGCUGUUAGAGGAGAAUGAGAAAAGGCUGAAAGUGGAGUUGGAAGAUGUGGAAAUGAAGCACAAUUCUGCCAUCAAGCAGUUAAUGAGGGAGUUCAACACGCAAAUGGCCUUGAAAGAGAGGGAACUUGAUGCAUCAGUGAAGGAAGCCAUUGCGAAGGCCCAGAGUGUCGAGGCGGAGCUCAUCAGUAGCCAUCGUGAAGAAAGCAGUCAGCUGAGGAAGGUGAUUUCCCAGAAGGAGGAUGAUUUGCACAGAACUGUUCAGAAAUACGAAGAGGUUUUACAGAGUCGAGAAAAGGAGAUGGGAGACAGAGUGUGGCAAGUUCAGAAGGAACUGGAGGAGUUGCAGGCAAACAGCCACGGGACAUCUGAGAUGACUGCAGAAGAACUACAGGCUCAGCUUGCUGAGAAGACAACUUUGCUGAGCGAGGCUCGACUGAAGGAGCAGGAGUUCGUUGAGAGAAUUCACUCGCUUGAGGACAAGAUUAAAUGUUUCCACCGAAACACUGUUGUAACUCAUCUUGGGAGCACGUUCAAAGAUCCUGGAUUUAACAGCACUGAUGCACUCUCAGAACCCACUGAGAUGGAGUACCUGAGGAAGGUGUUGUUUGAAUACAUGAUGGGACGGGAAACAAAAACAAUGGCCAAAGUGAUUACCUCCAUGCUCAAGUUUCCUCCAGACCAAGCGCAAAAGGUUUUGGACAAAGAAGACUCAAAAACAGUUCCUUGGUUACGAUGAGUGUCUGAAUGAUUCGGGUGCUUUGGGACGAAAACCUGCUGCUGCUGCUGCUGCUGAAGGGGAAGACUGCCAUGGAUUUGAUCGAACCCUUCCUUCUGCAUUUCUUGUCAUUUUGUGUGUGUGUGUGUGUGUGUGUGUGUAUUAGCACACACUGGGGCAUAAGUUUGUGGCAUGUGUAUGUGUGAAUAUAUGUAAAGGUAUGAGGGAAUAUGCCAGAAACACAAACCUUCCAUAAAUCCAGUUUUAGUUUGAAAUUCAGUUUGUUAAUUUAUACGUUUUAGAUGAAGAUAAAUGGUUUUCUUUUUAUUUUAGAGUGUGUUCAUACGGAUUGGCUUGUGCAAUAAAUGAUAUCAUUAUCAUGUAUUGAUCCUGACGGUCAGCUGAUUUACAGGUUUCUGUGUUUGUGCUGUUGUCUGAAUCACUUCCUCUGUAAAACUGUAAACGACCCUUUAACUGUGCACUUGCACCACAUUAAGAUACUGUCCCUCUGGACCUUGUUUAUUUGACAGUGCUUUUCUAUGCUUUGUAUUUUGUCACUGACACUGACAUAGAAACCCCAAAACACAAAACUGUAAAUUGUACUAUGAUAAUUAAAACUGUACUAUAGGACACUAUAAGACUUGCUAUACAUUUUCAGACUAACAAAUUAAAUCUUAUUUACA